Molecule: messenger RNA, 2247 nt
Organism: Scophthalmus maximus (turbot)
Lineage: Eukaryota; Metazoa; Chordata; Actinopteri; Pleuronectiformes; Scophthalmidae
Product: E3 ubiquitin-protein ligase TRIM7-like
Exons: 2
Coding region: 132-1898 (588 amino acids)
Molecular function (GO): zinc ion binding; protein binding
Source: RefSeq, a predicted model, not a curated record
ACAGGUUGUCAGAGGAGGAGGGGCGUGUCCUCUCUGUUGUCGGGAAAGGAAACUGAACAUUGCUCGUCAGCUGAUCGACCUUCUUUUCCACAGAGAGAGAAAACAUCAAGGUCUGUGACGUCUGAACAGAUAUGGCGUCGGCCAACAUUCCCCUGUCUGAAGAGCAAUUUAAGUGUUCAAUCUGCCUGAAUGUUUUCAAUGAACCUGUUUCCACACCUUGCGGACACAACUACUGCAAAGGCUGCAUCACAGGAUACUGGGCCCUCAAGGACUUCAGUCAUUGUCCACUGUGCAGCAAGAAGUUCCCCUUAACCCCUGAGCUGCAAGUCAACACAGAAUUUAGAGACAUGUUGGAUCUUUUCAAAAGAGCAAGAGCCUCAGAUGACGACAGUAGUCCCCCUGCCCUGCCCGGGGAUGUGCCCUGUGACCUCUGUCAGGGGGGGAAACGUAAGGCUCUGAAAUCCUGCCUUGUCUGUCUGGUCUCUUACUGCAACACUCACCUGCAGUCGUAUCACACCAUUCAGGCCUUCAAGUGGCACAAGCUGAUCAAUCCUGUGGCGACCCUUCAGGACAGAAUGUGCAAGAGACACAACAAGGUCAUAGAGUUUUUCUGCAGGAAAGACCAAAGCUGCGUUUGCACUGAGUGCUUGAGGGACGAUCAUGCGAUGCAUGAAGCUGUCCCUUUACAUGAUGAGUUAAAUGAUCGGAAAACUGAGCUUCAGUGUAGGAAAAGGGCAGUCGACCGCACGAUGAGCCGGAAGCGCAUCAUGUCUCAGAGGAUUAAAAAAUCUGUAAAGGAAGGUCGGCAGGAAGUGGAGACAACUAAAGCAGAAAUCAUCAGGGCCUUCGCUGCUCUGGUGUUAUCGAUUAAGACCAGAAAGGUGAUGCUGAUCGAGCUUUUGGAGGAGAAGCAGCAAGUAGCAGAGGAGAAGGCUGAAGCUGUACUGAGAGAUCUGCAGCUAGAGAUCAUCAAGAACCAGCAGACAAGUUCUGAGCUGGACAAGUUCUCAAAGACUGAGGAUGACUUCAAACUCCUCCAGGGCCUCCCGUCCAUCUCCUACCCAUCAAACUCCAAGCACUGCUUUAUAUCUAUAAUCCAACCUUUCCUGCACGUGGAGACCCUGAGGAGUGCGGUGGCCAAGACCGAGGAGACACUCGCCAAACACAUGGAGGAGAUUAUCAGUGAGGUCAAUCUGGCAGAUAAAGGGGAGGUCAUUGAAGAACUGAUGGAUGCAGAAACACAGAAUGUGUCUGACAAUGAGCUUGGGAAAGUCCAGCAGCAACAUGCAGUAAAAGUGACUCUGGACCCCAACACCGCACAUCCCUCCCUCAUCGUCUCAGAGGACCGGAAACAAGUGAGGGAUGGAGGCACAAAGAGAACGGUCCUUGACAACCCCCAAAGGCUUGACACGCUGACACACUUUGUCCUUGGAAAUGAGGGGUAUUCGUCCGGCAAGUUCUACUACGAAGUUGAGCUAAAAGGGGAAACGGGAUGGGCAGUUGGAGUGGCCCGGGAGUUCGAGAGCAAGAAAGGUGUUGACUUGUGUCUCAGCCCUGACAAUGGAUGCUGGACACUGGGGUCAUACUUUGGGCGUUGCCAGGCCAACGCAAAUCCUGCCGUCACCCUGCUGUUGCCUCAAACACCCCAGAAGGUGGGUGUGUUUGUGGAUUAUGAAGGAGGGUUGGUCUCUUUCUACGACGUGGAUACCAGGGCCCUGAUCUACUCUUUUACACAAUGUGUUUUUAGAGCAGGUGUACAAUUUAGGAGUUAUUUCUGGAUGAACCCCCUAUAUCCGAAAAACACCAGGAUCUACCCUAUAUUCAGACCCAGCAGUGAGGAGGGAGGCAACUCAGCUCCUCUACAGAUCACUACCGUCAGAUGCACAAAGGGAAAGUAAUGAGUUAGUUCCAGUUACACUCAAGCUCCUGGUCCUCCUGUGAUUUCUAAUGAGGACCACGAGGAGAGUUUGUUGGUGAAUGUGGAUCUACCGUCUGUUAUGUUUAGUAAAUGAAUAAUUAUAUUUCACACAAAAAAGGGUCAAAUAGAAUAUUGUUAUUGCAGAGGUGUAUCAGUGUAUCUCUAUUUUUAAAGGGAUGUCUUGUUAAUCGAGGGGGUUUUCUUGACUGUUGGUUCAGUUUGGGUGUAAAUCCAGAUUCCUUCUCUGGAUGUCAGUUAAGUGGAUUUAUAUGCUCUUUCACAAUUAAACAUUGUAAUGUCUUCCCAUUAAAUGAUCCCUAGCAAUAUCA